This is a messenger RNA of Carcharodon carcharias (great white shark), 960 nucleotides long. RefSeq names its product tomoregulin-1-like. The transcript has 11 exons. Gene Ontology annotation, molecular function: protein binding. The coding region runs from base 1 to 960 and encodes 319 amino acids. The record is from RefSeq and is a predicted model, not a curated record. NCBI's taxonomy places the organism in Eukaryota, Metazoa, Chordata, Chondrichthyes, Lamniformes, Lamnidae.
AUGGGAAUAAUGCAGGAAGAAUUUAAUGAACGAGAAAAUGAUUUCAAGAUGUGUGACGAAACUACAUGUAAAUAUGGUGGCGUGUGUAAGGAAAUUGGGGAUGAUUUGACAUGCUCGUGCCAGUUUUAUUGUCAUACACAUUACAUCCCUGUUUGUGCAUCCAAUGGAGAUACCUACCAGAAUGAAUGUUUCAUGAGGCUAGCUGCAUGCAAAUAUCAGAAAGAAAUCACAGCAGUAACCGAAGGUCUAUGUUAUACGGAAAAUGGCUCUGGAUCUGGAGAAGGAGAAUACGAAGGCUCGGGAACAGAAAGACGGCAAAAGCAUGUAAAGUGUGGAAAGUGCAAGUAUGGAGCUGAAUGUGAUGAAGAUGCGGAGGAUGUCUGGUGUGUGUGUAAUAUAGACUGCAGCAGAUUCAACUACAAUCCAGUGUGUGCAUCUAAUGGAAAGUCAUAUGAUAGUCCUUGCCUUGUCAAAGAAGCAUCCUGCCAGAGACAGGAGUGGAUUGAAGUAAAACGUCUUGGUAAAUGCCAAGAGACUGAUGACACCAGUCCUUUGGGGAAGGACAAUGGAUUUCAGCUAGGCACAGAAGUUAAAGAUGCCAGUGAUCAAAGAGAAGAUAUUUACACUGGGAACUACCAGCCAUGUUCAGAAAAUAUUUGUAUGCAUGGAAAAUGUGAAUAUAUUUACGCUCGCCGAGAGACAUCCUGUCUCUGUGAUUCUGGAUACAUUGGACAGCGCUGUGAGAACAGAGACUUCAGUAUUCUAUAUGUUGUUCCAAGUGGGCAAAAACUUCACUAUGUCUUAAUUGCAGCAAUAAUUGGAGCUGUGCAGAUUGCCAUAAUAGUUGCUGUGGUGAUGUGUAUAACAAGGAAAUGUCCAAAAAAUAACCGAGGUCGUCGACAGAAACAGAACCUAGGACAUUUUAAUGCAGACUGCACCACUUCAUCAAGGAUGGUUUAG